This is a messenger RNA of Notodromas monacha, 300 nucleotides long. NCBI's taxonomy places the organism in Eukaryota, Metazoa, Arthropoda, Ostracoda, Podocopida, Cyprididae. The record is from the annotation of a GenBank genome assembly.
AUGACGAUUUUCCUCUGGUUCUCCGCCUGGACCCCGUACGUGGUCAUCAACUUCAUCGGAAUCUUCUUUCCGGACAAAAUCACACCCAUGAUCACCAUCUGGGGUUCCACGCUGUCCAAGGUCUCGGCCGUUUACAAUCCCAUCGUCUACGGCAUCAGUCAUCCCCGUUACAAGACCGCACUUCGUGACACAUUCCCGUCUCUCUCGUGCUUCGUCGGCAAGCCGGAAGAUGACGCCAAGUCAGUCGUCACGACGGAAAGCGGCGACACCAACCGGCAGGUUCAGGAAACGGUCGCGUGA